AUAGACAAGAGGUCUAUUGAGAUUUUCCUUCAAGGGUGUCCAUUUGAUGAGGAAGACGUCUACCGCACGUAAGAAGUUCAUUAAAGCACCAGAGGGAGGAAGAAUCAUCACAAAAAUUAACAGAGAAGAAACUGUCUCCUUGACAAAAACGUCAUUUGGUCACAUAUAGAAAGAAAUAAUUGAGUAAGUACAGUAUUAAAUUUAUAUUUUGUGCAACUGUUGCGAAAUCUCUAGAAGAUAAACUUAAAAUUUGUUCGAAAAUACACCACAAUUAUUAGCAAAAAACAUAACCUCAAAAUCUUCAAAAAGUUCCCUGUAAUAUCAUCAAUCAUAAAUUGUACCCCUUGUACCAACACUGGUGUUACAUAUUCACACACACUAAAAUGAAUAAGUAACAAUCUGUCACACUCUUCCCGCCUUACAUGAUUGAUUUAGCGCCAAUAAUUUUGUUUCGUUUUCAAUCAUUCCACUAACUCUAAUUGCAAUGAAAGAGAAAGACAACAAGAUCAACUAAAAAAUAUCAAAAAGCAAAGUAAAGAACAAAUGUGAAGAUGUUAAGCCAAACAACGUAUUAUUGAAAAGUGAAGUGGAACGAAAGCAUAAAAAAAAUCAGUGUGAAUAAAAUAUUUUAAUAAAAUUAAAUAAACCAAACAAAGAAACAAUUAAAACAAUUAAUAUAAAACAAAAAACAAUAUUGUUCAUCAACAAAAUUGCAUAAAAAAAACAAACAAAAAAAGAAAAUCAAAAAUUGUGAAAAAAAAAAACAAACAACAACACAAGAAGACUUCUCCUAGAAAAAAAAAAAAAUCCAACAACUACAACAACAACAGGUGUCUCAUGGCUGAAAAAAGAAGUUCGAGAUUUGAUUUUAGCGAGAAGAAAACGACUACCGGGAAACCAAAAUGUCAUAUCUGUGGUCUAAAUCACCCUUUAAAGUACUGUCGCAGAUUUAAAGAAUGGAGUCUGGGAAUAAAGCGACUGUCCAUAAUAAACAAGGGUUAUUGCCUUAACUGUCUGGCCUUUGAUCACUCACGUCAGUGGUGCACUUCACGAGAACGUUGCCAGUUUGAAAAUGGUCCCAACAAGCUGUGUAAUGCUAGACAUCACACAAUUCUACAUCGUGAAGAACGGGACCCACUUUCUUCCAGUUUUGAGGAUGACAACCAAUCGGCGUGGAGUGGUGAUACAACAGUGGACAAUGUUCUUUCUGAGGCCAUGGUAGCAGUUAAGGUCGAAAAUACUCCAGUCACAGAUAAACUUACUGGGAAUCGUUCUCUCCUAAAUCCCACAGUCGCAGACAAAUUAAACGCUAAUCGUCCUCUCCUAGAGCCCACAGUCGCAGACAAAUUGAACGCUAAUCGUCCUCUCCUAAAUCCCAUAGUCACAGAUAAAUUGACUGAGAAUCGUCCUCUCCUAGAGACCCCAAACGCAAUUGACUCAACUGCGGUUUUUACUCUUCCUGAGACUACGGCAAAACAAGUGCAACCAUCAAAGGGUGCAAUAAAAAAAGUAUUAACCAAACGCGGCACGCAGACAACUCCAACAUCAAACCCAAUCAAAAAACCAAUUCCGAAACUAUUGGAAUCAGAUUCGAUAGACAGUUAUGUUACGCUAUCGAGACAAAAGCCUACUUGGCUAAUUCAACCUCCACUGGUACGAGUAAACAUGAACCAUCGGGGAUCAAAAAUGUAUACAACCUUUGUAAUCAAUCCAAAGGUAGAGAACUCCUAUGUUCUAGCAGAGGUAGCGAGAUGGCUACCAGAAUUUAAAUCAACAACCGAUAAGCAAGGAAAUCAGUGCGGUCUUUUUGUUUUAGAGCCCGCAUUUCCACAUAAAGAGUCAGAUGAAAUUAUAGUCAAAUUACCUAUAAAGCCAUAUCUAGAUGUCAACAUAUCUGAGCCCAUUAACGACAGUGCGUUCAUGAUGCAUUUUAAGCAUUACCACCCUCUAGGACAUCCAUUCUUCAAUACCUGGCGAGAAGUAGAUGGAGUACUUGGUAGAGAUAUUGCCCAGAAAAUUCUCUCCAAUGAAAUUGAAGUACCAUUAGAAAACGGACCCUGUGCUCAAAAAUCCAAAUUUGGUUGGAUAAUCUAUGGUCCUUGGAAAGGGUGCAUUUGCCAUUCGCCCGCGGGAGUAUGUUGAAGCGACUUCAACCUAUAUUAUUUUUUAUAGUGUAGAUGAAAUUUCCAUAUUUACUUUUUUAUAUUUUCCUUUUAUAUUCAUUUCUUGUACUCAUUCUUAUUUGCUGAAUUACAUUGAGUUAUUUUGUUUUUGUUUUAAUAAUCCUCAGAUCUCAACCUUUGUGGUUUUUAGUUUUAAGAAAUUAAGUUAGUUGUUCUUUAACACUCAACAAAAUUGUUAACUAAUCUAAAGCAGCAAGAGGCUGUUAAUAAAUUUAAUAGAAUUGGAAGCUUUUGGUGUCUUUUCUCCCACAAGGGUAUUUGGCCUGGGAAAGGCAAGCUCCCCCAGUU
Messenger RNA from Lucilia cuprina (Australian sheep blowfly), 2471 nucleotides. RefSeq lists its product as uncharacterized. Bases 838 to 2142 code for a protein of 434 amino acids. The transcript is spliced from 2 exons. Lineage: Eukaryota; Metazoa; Arthropoda; Insecta; Diptera; Calliphoridae. The record is from RefSeq and is a predicted model, not a curated record.